Molecule: messenger RNA, 624 nt
Organism: Owenia fusiformis
Lineage: Eukaryota; Metazoa; Annelida; Polychaeta; Sabellida; Oweniidae
Source: the annotation of a GenBank genome assembly
GGGAUUCAACAGUCAACAACUGCAGUCAGCACACAGCUUCUUUUUACAAGGUCGUGCAUGUAAUUCAAAAACCGCAAUGAACAAGAUGGCAAUGUUGGCAAAAGGCAAACUUCCGAAUUUCAAACUUAAAUUCUCAAUGUUGCUUGUAAUCAUAGGCUUCAUUGGAAUAACACAGGGGAUGAAGUGGAGUUUUAGAGAAGAACAUUCGUUUGAAUCAAGAUACUAUGAAUCUGCAACCAUCAUGUCUAAAUAUCCAGAUAGGAUCCCAGUGAUUGUAGAAAAGGCUCCCAGGUCGACGAUUCAGGAUAUUGACAAACGAAAGUUCCUGGUACCCAGGGACUUAACUGUAGCACAGUUUAUGUAUAUCAUCAGGAAAAGGAUACAACUGCCCCCCGAGAAUCCAAUGUUCCUUUUUGUAAACAAAGUACUACCAACAACAAGUGCUACGAUUGGUUCCAUAUACGAAGAACACAAAUACCUAGAUGGAUUCUUAUAUGUUGCUUAUAGUGGAGAAAACACAUUUGCAAAGUAGAAAAAUGUAACAAUUGAAACCAGUCGUUUUUAAUGAAGUGAUUAUGUAUUGAAAUCUCUAGUAAUUGAACAAUAAAGCACAGUUUAAGCGUA